AUGAAAUCUUUCAUAACGGCUGCGAUGAUAUUUAACCCAGUGUUCUAUGUGGGGUUGUCUGUGGCUCACACAAGACCUUCUUACUGCAGAAUAUUAUGUUUGGACGCGUUGCUUCAAAUUCAUCUUUUCACCCUGCCUGGUUUCAGACUAAAUUGUAGAGUAGAGGAAUCUAAUGAGUGUUACCAGCAUCUUUGUAUACUUGUUAACAAACAUUCGACAUCCGAGUGUCCCGGAAUCUGUCGAUUCACGGCGGCAGAAUACAAUAGAAUCGGCGCUAUAGGCCCUGAAGAGGAAGGCAGAAUGCCUUCUAAAAUUUGUUUGAACCUUGCUUGGAUUACAACUGCGACUCCAACUCCAACAACAACAGAAGCAACAAGCGCGGCCGGCUCAAUCGCGGAUUUCAGAGAUCUAAAUACGGAAUCCAACACUUGCAAAAGACUAUGCGAAAGAUUAUUCAAUAGAAUUGUUCAAAGUUGCUCUUCUUUUACUCCACGCAAUGACCGUAGAUGUUUUUUUGAAAGUUGUCAGGGUGUAAUUGGUAGCGUCGCUGCCACAGAUGAUUAUAAUGAAUGUCCUUCUAUAUGUGAUUCUAUGUCAAAUGAAAUGCAUUAUCUUCAUCUGCCUGUGCUUGUGACUAUGAAGGAAGCUAGAAAUAUUUGCUCGACGCUUGAUUUCCCAGAGAAGGCUAGAAAGACUCUCAGAAAAACCGCAGCAACAACAGCAGUGACCUAUUCAAAUGAAACAUUUUCCAACUGCGAAGAGCUAUGUGAAUACCUAUUCAGUAGAAUUGUUGAGAAUUUUCAUUGCACUCAUUCGCAAAGCAAACAAUGCCUCCUUGAUACUUGUCUAUCUAUAAUUAGAUCUGAAGUGAGCACCUAUCACGGAGAUAUUGGCGAGGAAUGUUCCGAAAUAUGUAUAUUCAUAUCAGAUGAAAUGCCUGACAAUGAUAUAGCCAGAUAUAUGACUACAAUGGAAAUUAAUAGAUUUUGUGCGAGCGGAGUAUCACCAAAGAGGAGUACAAAGCCUCCAAGAACAACAGCAGUAACCAACCCAUACGAAGAAUUUUCCAACUGCAAAAAGCUAUGUGUAUACGUAUUUUCUAGAACUCUUAAACCUUACAAGUUCUUUUGUCCGGAUGGAGGAAAAAAAUACAACACUUGUGUUCUCAGAUCUUGUAAGGAGGUUGUUAAGCGAACACUGAUGGACGAUGGUCAAUAUGCCAAAAAUGCUUGCCCAAACCUGUGCUCUUCCAUGGCUAUUGCAAUGCGUGGCCGAAACCUGGAUGGACAACAGUUUAGUGAAGAACAGAUCCGUAAACUUUGUUUAGAAAUUGCACCGUCAGUAAGGACUUCAAAGCCUCCAAGAACAACAGCAGUAACCUACCCAUACGAAGAAUUUUCCAAAUGCGAAAAUUUAUGCAUGUACGUAUUUCCUAGAACUCUGAAACCUUUUAAGUACUUUUGUCCUGAUGGAGGAAAAAAAUAUAACCCUUGUGUUCUCAGUUCUUGUAAGGAGGUUAUUAACGCAACAGUUAUGGACGAUGGCCGAGACCCCAAGGAUGUUUGUCCAAAAAUGUGUUUGUCCAUGGCAACCGCAAUGCUUGGCCGCAACAUGGAUAGACGACAGUUUGGAAAAGAAAACAUUAGUGAAUUUUGUUCGAGUAUUGAUUCGACCACAAAGACCACUACGGAGCCUGCGGAAGAUAUGGUGAUACAGGUGUGGUGA
Molecule: messenger RNA, 1725 nt
Organism: Necator americanus (New World hookworm)
Lineage: Eukaryota; Metazoa; Nematoda; Chromadorea; Rhabditida; Ancylostomatidae
Exons: 6
Coding region: 1-1725 (574 amino acids)
Source: RefSeq, a predicted model, not a curated record